Molecule: messenger RNA, 837 nt
Organism: Miscanthus lutarioriparius
Lineage: Eukaryota; Viridiplantae; Streptophyta; Magnoliopsida; Poales; Poaceae
Source: the annotation of a GenBank genome assembly
AUGGCGGAGACCACGAAGCCGCCAGAGUUGCGGCGGAGUACCCUCAACAUCGCCAACCUCCCUGAAGAGAUCAUCUCGGAGAUUUUCCUCUUGCUGCCGCCGAAAUCCGUCCUCCUGUCCCGCGCCGUCUGCAAGGCAUGGCGCCAAAUCACUUCCGACCGCGCCUUCCUCCUCUCCCACCACCGCCGCCAACCUCAGCGGCGCCUCCUCACCUUCGUCCGCGACGUGGGAACUCGCCAUGACAACCUGGGACUCGUUGACUACUGCGUCGAAGCUCUUGACUUCCGCAAGCGCGAGUUCCGGUCCGUCGUUCGCUUCACCUUCGACGACUACGACUGCUUAGCGAGUGACGCCCCGUUCGCCGUCCACGCUGCCUGCGGUGGUCUCCUGCUCAUGUCCUUCAGAAAUCGUUUCUAUCUCUGCAGUCCGACCACACGUCAGUGGGUUUCCGUCUUCCCACCCGCGCUUAAACAUGUCAAGGCUGCCGGGCUUUAUGUUCAUGACUCCGAGUACCGAGUAUUGUACUACCGAGAAAUUGGUUUGGAAAGUACAUUCUACAUCAGCUCGGUGGGAUCAGGGAGUGAGAGUUACAUACUGGUGUUCGACACCAUAGCUGAAGUGUUCUGGUUGUUGGAUGCACCUGUUAAGAAUUUAGCUUUGGUGUCAUCCUUGCUUGAGAUUGAUGGCAUGCUUGCAAUAUCGAACAGUAAUGUCGGUGGAUCAAAGGUGAAUCUUUGGCUUCUGCAGGACUACAAAGAGAGCCUUGUUCCACAUGCACUCUUCCGAGAACAAGAGAAUAGAGCUGCACGUGAUCCACCUUUCUUCAGGGGGCUGUAG